CUUGUAUCCCGGUACAUAGGUGGGAGCAGUUUCAGUUAAGACUAGCUGCAAAGUGUGAACUCUCACGAGGAUCACAAGUUUGUUAGGAUUUCAACUCAUCUGGUCCAACUUUUAUCACUUUUUGCAUAUCGUCAGACAUUAGGCGUUGCGCUUUUCCACUUGGAGUUGAUGUGUGCGAUUAUAUGCACGAUAUGACUGGCUCAUUUUCCUCUUCCUUUGUUUUAGUAUAACUGCGGGCUAAACGGCUUCGGACAGAUUUUGGAUGACCCACCGCCUCAAAUGGCUUGUUGUGUGUGGGGUUUUCCUGUGCAUCCAGUUUAUUUUAAUUCUACACCAGGACAUACUUCUGGCUGUAAACAGCUUUAAUGGUCUCAACGCAUCCGUUUGUCUUCCGCUCGUUCCUCUUGACCUUUCAUCACAGGCAGUAGAUACCUGCUUUCGUGGAAGUGGAUCUUCUCUGGAGGCCUUUAAACGCACCAGUUCCGUUGCAUGUAGGUCCUACCUCAUGGAAGUCGCGUGCAAUGUGCCAAGUUUAAAUUUUAACUUGACGUCGGAAUGUCCACACAGAACACCGGCAUACAAAGUUGUCCAUCUUGGUUGCUAUCACGUCGCCCUACAGCACCUAUUGGCUGUACUUUUACAGAAUCGUUUGCCUAUGCCAUAUUGCAUCCAGUUUUGCCAACAAACCGGAGCGCGUUACGCGUUCACCACUGCCGGACUUGGUUGCGCCUGCAGUCAACGUCGGUUGGUUUCAGAAAGUCGCACGUCUGAACAGUCCUGUUCGACCGUAUGUGAAUUGAUAUCCAUGCCUGCCGAAGAUUCACACAACCCAAAAUGUAACGAGACUGUCUCGGUAUUCGUAAUUGUUACUGGAGCCACUCCGAUUGUUCGCAUCGCCCCAGCUCCCAUACGGAUUGCACGAAGACCGCCUGAGACCGAGCCCCCUCGCAUUGUUUAUCUCCUUAUGUGGCACGGACGUGGCUGGCAUCAACUGCGACGCCUCUUUCGCCUGUUGUACCAUACCCGUCACUAUUACUACAUCCAUGUCGAUUCGCGUUCCAAUUAUCUGUUCAACCAGGCUUCUUCCCUGUCUCGGCUUUACCCGGAAAACGUUUAUGUAACUCCGAAUAGAUGGGCGACAUCCUGGGGUGCAACGGAUCUACUCUGGAUGAUACUCUCCGUCAUGCAUGAGCUGGUCACAAAAUUCAAGCAUUGGCGGUGGAAUUUUUUCAUUAAUUUGAGUGGAACCGACAUGCCCGUCAGACCACUUACCCAGCUGACCACUUACUUAAACGAUUUCCCCGGCAAAGUUUUCCUCAGCUCCAGCCGUCAGUUGCCUCGGUUCAUUGAAACUCAAGGGGUGAACAGAAUCUUCGCCAGUUGUGACAGGUACAUGUGGGAUCUCGGACCGCGUGCGCUUCCGUCUGGGGUUGUUCUUGAUGGAGGUUCGGAUUGGAUGGUUUUACCUCACGAGUUCGUGCACUAUGCUGUAUUGAGCCAGGAUCCUUUGGUAUCCAACUUGAAGGAAUAUUUCAACUACACCCUCUUACCUGUUGAAACCUUUUUCCACGUGCUCGCUCAAAAUACCCGCUUCUGUGAUUCUGUUGUGAACUCUGCCCUGCGUUUCAUUCACUGGGAUCGUCCGCGAGGCUGUGAAUGCAAGUUUGGAAUCUCAGUGGAUUGGUGUGGCUGUUCCCCGGUUGCCUUUCGUAAUCAGCACGCGCUUCGCCGGCUGUGUAACUUGGUUGGUGGAUGCAUGGACUUCUCCAGCAGUUCGCAUGCAGUGUUUUUUGCUCGAAAAUUUGAUCCUACCGUGAAUCUACCGAUCAUCAACUUCGUAGCUUCCAACAUUCUAGGCGAAUAUUCAGAUAUUUCAACUUUAAAUACGUAUCUGGAGAACAUUUACUCUUCCGACGUUGAUUCCGGCGGUGAAUUACCUUUUUCAUGGCUUGUGGGUUUACCAGCCCUGGCUAAGUUGCUUCUUCAAAGACUUAAAGAUAAUUUAUCUGCAUCUGGACUGCUUUUGCUCAGUGUUGAGAGUAAUCUGCAUCUACAGGUAUUCGCCUUCUUCAACGGGACUGAGCAAGGUCUCCUAACUGACAAUUCGUCUACUGAUCUGCCAUCGAUACCUUUUCCACCCAAGUUGGUUAUUCAAGCUCACGUUCGCCUUUCGCAGCUGCGCGGAGAGCCGGUGAAUGUUGUUACAGAGACUCUUGCAGCAUCUACCUUUUCUGGAUGGCUGUCCCCACUUCCCAUCUCAUCAUUGGCUAUCGGUGACAUUGUCUACCUGGAGGUGUCCUCCAUGUUUGACAACAAAGAACAGCUGGUGCGAAACUAUCCUCGCCUCUAUUCAAGUCACGAUCAACUACAGCUAAUCGUGUUUUGGAAGGGCAAACCGUUCUUAUCUAACCAACACAAAACGGACUCCCAUAUCAUUCGCUUCCUAUUGGAAACUCCCCGCGGUGUCUCCUGCGCAUCCCCUUCCCCCAUGACACUUAACAACGGUCCAAAUACGCAGAGCGCCUACGAAUGCGAGACUUGUUUACUUUCAGUAACUCCUUUGACCUUUCUUCUGCCUAAUUGUUCCCUUGUUCCCGGCGCUUGGCACCUCACAGUUUUUUCUGAAAGUGGUCAGAAAUCACACACCUCAUUUUUCUUGCUUCCAACAGAUGCCCCGGUUUCCCCAGUGCAUUUAGCUCAACCGUCCUCACCCUGGAGUGACGUUUACCCAUUAUCAUACUGCUUUAUCCAAUCUACUCCUCUGGGUGAUGUGAAGUCCCUUGAAGUUGUUGAACGACUAAAUUGUCGCAACCAGAUAUGGAGUUCUUUCGCCCCUGAUCCCAAAUCGGAAUUGGUUUUUUAGUUGUCACUAACAUUUGAUUUCAUUAUAUUUAUGGUUUAUUUGAAAUAAAUGGUCUAUUAUUUAUACGCAAAUACAUUUUUCCUCUAUU
Messenger RNA from Dicrocoelium dendriticum, 2951 nucleotides. The record is from the annotation of a GenBank genome assembly. Lineage: Eukaryota; Metazoa; Platyhelminthes; Trematoda; Plagiorchiida; Dicrocoeliidae.